Messenger RNA from Boleophthalmus pectinirostris (great blue-spotted mudskipper), 1701 nucleotides. RefSeq lists its product as uncharacterized. Bases 231 to 1100 code for a protein of 289 amino acids. NCBI's taxonomy places the organism in Eukaryota, Metazoa, Chordata, Actinopteri, Gobiiformes, Gobiidae. The record is from RefSeq and is a predicted model, not a curated record. The transcript is spliced from 7 exons.
CCAACACUGAGUAUAUGAAUGGAGAACGUGUCAAAGUCAGAAAUAUUGGAAUUAAUAAAACGUGCCAAAGUCAUUUAGAGUUGAGACAUGUUCUUGUGGUUUGUAGAGAAGAAAGGGAGGAGGCUGAGAAAGAGGAAAUAGUGACGUGUGUUUUACAAUAGUGAUCAGAUUUAUAAAACACACAAACUCCCUGGUGAAAUUUAAACUAACUGUAAAUUCAAAGCUCCGACAUGAAAAUCGCCUUCACAUUUGUUCUGUUUCUGGUGCUUUGGAGUGGAAGACCAGGAUUCACCAGAGAAAUCGAUGUUUUUGAAGUUAAAGAAGGAGACGACUUCAGAAAAAAAUAUGUCUUUCAAAAAUAUGGAAACUGGAAAUACUUUUGUCGAAAUGACUGUGAAAAAGAGAAUAUUUUGAUUAAGACCUUUUCUAACGAAGAAGAUAACGGCCGAUACAGAAUUGAAUUUAAGAAGCGUUUUUUUGAUCCCAGUGAGAUGUACGUGAGCAUCCGAAAUGUGACACUGUCUGACACUGGAACAUACAGCUGCGGUUUGGAAACAUGGCAUGAAUACAAAUUGGUAUAUCUACAUGUGGAUUUCAUUAUUAAUGUCUCAAGUGUUGUGAGGUCCAAUCAUUCUCCAGGAGUUCUUUCCCCUGAGACCCACAGUGAACCUCAUGAGGACCACACCCCACUGUCCAAGGUGGCGCUGUACGUAGGACUGAGCCUGAGCGCUCUGCUCAUCCUGUCAGUGACACUCACCUCACUCAUACUGUACAGGAGAAAGAGAGCGAGAACAACACCAGGAGCUCCUGACAUCCCAGUAUACGCUCAAAUACAAGAGAGCCCCUGCGUGUAUGAAGAAGUCGCAGUAGACAACAGACAAAGCAGAAGAGCUGUUGAAGAACCGUCCUACACCACACACUCAUAUAACAUCUACAGUCUGUGCUCUGGUCCUGUUGGACCUCAGAUGGCAGACAGCUCCAGUACACUCACAUACACUCAAGUGGAUUUCUCCAAACACAGCAGCGCCCCCUGGUGUCCAACUGCCACAACUGAAGAGGCUCCUGUGUACUCCACCCUGUGUUUACCACACAGUGAAUAACUCUGUAAUAAUAGUGUCAGUCUUUUAGUUAGUGCUCUGAUGCUCUGUUAGAUUUUGUGCUUCAUUGUUUAGAAUAUUUUGAUCAGCUUUAACUUGAAGUACAUUGAACUGCUUUUCAUGUUUUUCUAUUAAUGACUUUGGUGGGAUAGUACCUGUAGUAAAUAUUUAGUUUUACUUCAGUGAAAUGUGAAAAAAUGAAAAGAAAAGUACAAAUAUACUGGAAGUAGUGCUGAGUUCUCUGUUAUAUGACAUUUAAAAUAAAAGGUUAAGUUAUAUUUUAAUCAAAACAGAAUAUUGCGAAUAAGACUUUUUCUUUAUACAUUAUUUAAUUGGUACAUUUAUAGGGCAAGAGGAAGGACAUUAUGGCAACAUAAUUUAACUCUUUCUGAGCCGUCUUGCCUAACAUCUAGGCUCCCAGUGCAUGUGCCAAUUAACUGUUUUUUGUUUUGUUUUGUUUUGUGUACUUAGUGAAGUGACUGCAAUACAUUCAUAUCUGUUUUUAUUCUAUUGUCUGUAUCUGUCUGUUUAAUGUUUAUGCACCUUGCACUUUGUGUCAAAGACACAUUUCUCCUGGUGAGACAAUAAAUGUAUCUUAUCUUUA